Mobula hypostoma (lesser devil ray) is the source of this 1611-nucleotide messenger RNA. Its product is annotated as UDP-glucuronosyltransferase 2C1-like. The transcript has a single exon. Lineage: Eukaryota; Metazoa; Chordata; Chondrichthyes; Myliobatiformes; Myliobatidae. Gene Ontology annotation, molecular function: UDP-glycosyltransferase activity. The record is from RefSeq and is a predicted model, not a curated record. The coding region runs from base 1 to 1611 and encodes 536 amino acids.
AUGUCAAACAAAAGCCGAGCGGGUUUUCAGACGCUUCUGCUGUUUUUUCUGAUGUUUUUUUCCGCAAGGAGUCCCAGCCCAGAGGCUGCCAGGAUCCUUGCCAUGCCCACAGACUGGAGCCACUGGAUCAUCAUGAAAUCCCUGCUCCUGGAACUGGUGCAGAGGGGGCACGAUGUGACCGUGCUGAGGGGCGACACUUCGCUAAGGAUUGAGGCAACGAACAAAGAUUUCACCAUGGAAACUAUCCGUAUUUCGGGGGAACGGCCACAUGAGGCUCUUACCGAAGACAAAUUUCCUGAUAUUAUCUUCAAAUUCUUCUACGUGGAAGACGGUUUCCUCUCCAGCAUCUCCGCUGCCAGCACCUUCAUCGCAUUGUCCUCCCUCAAUAUUGAAGUGACUUUUCCGUUCAUUCAGGGAAUGUUCGAGGAUCGCGCUUUGAUGGAUCGACUGAAAGCUGGGGGGUUUGACGUGAUUUUGGCCGACCCUUUCCAUGCAGCCGGUGCCAUGCUGUCCCAUGUACUUAACACUUCGCUGGUGUUUUUUGGCAGGUGGAUGAUAUCCGGGGACAUCCACUUUAACUUCGCCCCGUCGCCACUUUCCUUUGUGCCCAUGAUAAAUUCACGUUUGAGCGACAGGAUGUCGCUUUUGGGCAGAUUGAAGAACGUGUUGAUAUACGGAAUAAAUAAAUGCAUAAGCAACUUCUACAUUUACCCCGCUUACAAUCGGCUCUGUCAGCUUUACCUCAAUGAUGACAUUACCGUGGAAGAACUUUAUCGAAAAGUUGAUAUCGUCUUAAUGAAGGUUGACUUUGUUUUUGAGUAUCCCCGGCCGACCAUGCCAAACCUGGUUUACAUCGGAGGUUUCCAGUGCCGUCCGGGUCGACCGCUCCCCGCUGAUCUGCAGCGACUUAUGGACAUUUCUGGCGAGGAUGGCGUGGUGAUCUUCUCCUUAGGAAGUAUAGUAGGCACCAUUCCCCCAGAAGUUGCGAGUGAAGUGGCGGCGGGACUGGCCAGACUCCCACAGAGAGUCAUCUGGCGGUAUACUGGAGCACUACCCCCGAAUUUAGGAAACAACACCAAAAUCUUGAGCUGGUUUCCUCAAAAUGACAUGCUGAGUCAUCCGAAGACAAGAGCGUUCAUCACUCACGGCGGGGAGAAUGGACUUUAUGAGGCUAUUUUCCAUGGGGUCCCCGUGGUCGGUAUUCCAAUAUUUGGGGAUCAGUAUGAUAACCUUCUGCGUCUCAAAACCCGAGGAGCAGCGGUCAUGUUAGAUCUGGCUCACAUUAAAAGUGAUGAUAUUUUCCAUGCAGUGAAGACAGUCAUUGAGAACCCUUCCUAUGCAGAGAACAUGAAACGAUUAUCUGCCUUACACCGGGACGUUCCAGUGCAGCCAAUGGAGUUGGCAGCUUUCUGGAUUGAAUACACAGUAAGGCACCGGGGGGCUGCUCAUUUUAGAGCCUCGGGUAAUGAUCUUCCAUUCUAUCAGUACCACUUACUGGAUGUGUUUACCAUUAUUGUGGUUUUCAUGGGGCUUUUCCUUUAUCUUGUAUUUAAAUUGCUUAAAGCUCUACUUGUCAGAUUGUGCUUGUGGAGGAAGAGGAAAAGGGACUAA